Molecule: messenger RNA, 1151 nt
Organism: Cuscuta campestris
Lineage: Eukaryota; Viridiplantae; Streptophyta; Magnoliopsida; Solanales; Convolvulaceae
Source: the annotation of a GenBank genome assembly
AUCGCGACUCAAUCAAUUUCAAUUCAAUCUCAGCGAUUCAAUCGAUUCUUCAUCAGUUUUCAUUCAACUCUAUUGAUCCUUUAUAGAAUUCUUCAUUUUUUUUUCUGAUCUUUCGUCAUGGCUUCAAACGCAAACGGAAAUUCAAGUUCAGUUGAUGCUUCCGAUCCAUUAUACCUGCAUCCUUCAGAUCAUCCAGGCCUUAUACUUAUCUCCAAGAGAUUGGAGACAGUGUUUUAUAUGCAAACACUGUGGCUGAAAUGUGGACUGAAUUGGAUGAGAGAUUUGGUCAAUCUAAUGGGGCUAGACUGUAUCAGGUUCAAAAGGAUAUCUGUUCAACUACUCAAGGUAAUCUAGAUGUUGCUGGUUAUUAUACUAAGCUCAAGAAACUCUGGGAUGAGUUAGCAUUGAUAUUGAAUCUGCCAAAGUGCACAUGUGGUGCCAUUCAAGAAAUGAUGAAACAGGAUCAGAAUCAGAAGUUAGUUCAGUUCUUAAUGGGGCUUAAUUCUGACUAUAAUACCAUCAGAGGUAACAUACUGGUAAUGAGACCUCUUCCCUCAGUGUCCACUGCUUAUGGAAUGAUUAUUCAUGAAGAAAAGCAGAGAGAAAUCCAAGGAAACACUCAGUUCAUGCCUGAACAUGCUUCUUUGAAUGCUAACAGCCAAGCAUCAUACAAAGGAAAAUAUGAUGACAAGAGAAACCUCACAUGUGAACACUGCAAGAAAAGAGGCCAUACUGCAAACAAGUGUUACAGGAUAGUGGGUUUUCCAAAGGAUUUCAGGUUCACCAAGAGCAAGAGAGUGGCUGCUGGUGCACUUUCUGGAGGAGAAUGUGAAGUAGAUGACUCUAAAAUGGAAAGGCAGAUCAAUCCAGAAUUAUGUAGUCAAUUUGUGAAAUUUCUCAGCUCUUUUCAAGGAGACAAGACUCACUAUCAUGACAGCUUUCACAGCACAAAUGGCUGGUAUGCUCCAAUCUUCCUCUGAUUUUUUGGUAAAUCAUAUGUGUAAUAAUGUGCAUGCAAUUGAUGACUUUACUUGGAUUCUAGAUACUGGAGCUACUGAUCAUAUGUGUUCUAAUUCCCAUCUUCUCACUAAACUCAAAACCUUGUCAUCCCCUCACCACAUUACUUUACCUAAUAAUCAACAGAUCAUAGU